Calypte anna (Anna's hummingbird) is the source of this 6038-nucleotide messenger RNA. RefSeq names its product lysophosphatidylglycerol acyltransferase 1 (gene LPGAT1). Gene Ontology annotation, molecular function: acyltransferase activity. The transcript has 9 exons. The coding region runs from base 273 to 1385 and encodes 370 amino acids. The record is from RefSeq and is a predicted model, not a curated record. Gene Ontology annotation, cellular component: endomembrane system. NCBI's taxonomy places the organism in Eukaryota, Metazoa, Chordata, Aves, Apodiformes, Trochilidae.
GUCACGGCGGACACGCAGCCGGCGAGGGUGGGGAGCGCGGCCCCAGCGGCCGGCAUGAACCCCGGGCGGCCCUCGCUGCCCGCGGCAGUGCCGAGGGAGCCGCAGGGCGAGUAGCGCUGCCACGGCCGGACCAGCCAUCUCCGGGUCCAUGAGCCGCCGCCAGCCGGGACUGCCGCCGCCACCGCCGGGCCCAGCUCCCCCAGCCCCACCGCUUCCGCCGCCGCUCCGCCGCCCUGCCGGAGGACGGUCCCGCGUCCUCCGCUGUGAAGAGAAUGGCCGUGACUCUAGAGCAGGCCCAGCGGGUGGGCUAUACCUGCCUGAAAGCACUCCUCAGGUUCGCUUUUAUGGUCGCCAAUAACCUGGUUGCUAUUCCGUCCUACGUCUUGUAUUUAAUUAUGCUGCAGCCUCUCCGAAUGUUGGAUAGUAAAAGCUUCUGGUAUAUCGAAGGAGUAUUAUUUAAGUGGCUUUUAGCUAUGGUGGCUUCCUGGGGCUGGUGGGCAGGAUAUACAGUAGUGGAAUGGGGUGAUGAUGUUAAAGCAGUAUCAGAAGAUGAAGCCAUGGUGCUGGUGAACCAUCAAGCAACGGGUGAUGUCUGCACUCUGAUGAUGUGCCUUCAGGAUAAAGGCACGGUUGUUCGUCAGAUGAUGUGGCUGAUGGAUCAUAUUUUUAAGUAUACAAACUUUGGCAUUGUGUCUCUAAUUCACGGAGACUUCUUUAUAAGACAGGGAAGAGCACACCGUGACCAGCAGCUUGCAUUACUCAAGGAGCAUCUAGAAAAAUAUUACAGGAGCCGCAAUCGGAAGUGGAUUGUUUUAUUUCCAGAGGGUGGAUUUCUUAGGAAAAGGAGAGAAACAAGCCAGGCAUUUGCCAAGAAAAACAAUUUGCCAUUUCUUAAACAUGUCACCCUGCCGAGACUUGGGGCAACACAAGUUAUUCUGAAAACACUCGUAGCACCACAGGAAAAUGGAACUCCAGUAGGUAGAGAAGCUGUGAUAAAAGAAAGCAAAUCAAAAGGCCUCCAGUGGGUGAUAGACACAACCAUUGCAUAUCCCAAAGGUGAACCUAUAGACAUCCAAACCUGGAUUCUUGGCUACCGACAACCAACAGUUACACAUGUACAUUACAGGAUUUUUCCAGUUAAAGAUGUACCUGCAGAGCCUGAAGCUCUUACAAACUGGCUAUAUGAACGAUUCAUUGAAAAGGAGGAUCUCUUGUCACAUUUCUAUGAAACAGGAGCUUUUCCUCCACUGCAGGGUCAAACAAAAGCUGUUUCUCGGGAGAUGACCCUCAGCAACCUGUGGCUGGUGGGCAUCCAGUCCCUUGCGUUUUUGUCAGGCGGGAUGUGGUACUGCAUCUUUCAGUAUUUUUAUCAUUGCCUAUUUUAAAAGUGGAAAGGGACCUGAGGACACAAUGGGAAUCCAGGCUCUUGCAAAUGAGUUCCAUGUCGUAUGUGCAAAUGUGAAUAUUCAAGAGUAAAGGAAAAUACUGGACAGACUCUUUACCUCUUUUUGGGGAAAUUUUAAACUUCACUAAAAGUGAAGAUCAGUAACAUAGUGACCUGAUGAUGUAUUAUUUUAAGAAUUGUCUGUAUUUUUAAAAAUGUAUACUCUCACCCACACUUAAGCAAAUUCAGCAUUUGGACAAAAGGUGCAAUCGUACAACCACCGUAGAAGAAUGUCUGUGACAAGAAAGCUCUGUCACCUCAAGUAUUUCUUGGCAUUGUAGUUAGAGCUCAGAAAAUUCAGCAACUUGUCUCUUCAGUAGUCUGUACAGCAUUGGUGUGGUAGAGAUUCCUCAUUUGCACAAACUUGUACUUUACUGCAACUCAUUGUGCUGGAGUCAAAGACACCUGACAGAGCUGGUGGUGGUAUCGUUGUGGCUACACAGUCAGCAGUUGGUGUAUUAGACACAUGGAUCUGAACCCAAGACCCAGGACAGGUCCGGCGUCAGGUGUGUUGUUUGGUGAGGAAUCAGUCCUCAAACAAAUCAUUGCAGCAUCAUAGUGUGAAUCAGAGUUAUCCACAUUUGAUGAGCCAACACAUCCCUGCUGUGGUCUUACCAUCAGCUCUCCAAAUUCUGUGUGCUACCAGCAUCUCACAUGAUGAGGAGACUUGGAAAAUACAAAGUGGAGAAUAAACCGGGUUUAUUUUCCCUUUGUGCUCAGAAUGCAUCUCAAGGAAACUUAACUGGUUUUCAAAAUGCACUUUGGAAGGUGAAAAUACAGUGAAGGAAAGACAUAAAACUUAGAGAACAGGGGAAAGCUUCAUCUCUCACACAUUGGAAGCCAGGGCAAUGCUAGUUGUUCCUGAAGGUCUGCUGGUGCUGCUGCUGAGUUUUAGCCACCUUUGUGUGUUGUAAACUGCAGUCCAACCAAGGUGACCUUUGAGUGGUUUAUAGAGGCCUUUUUCUCCCCCGCUGGCUGCAAGGGCGCUAAAUACGCUCGUGGGAGAGUUUCAGUGAUUCAAUGCCAACCAUCUUAAUGUUUUUCUAAGGAAUGAUAGAAGAAAAACUAGUUUCUUAAAAAGGAAAAAAUAGGUAUAAUUGUGAUCAUAAAUCUACAGGAAGAUACUGCUGCAAAGGGAAAAAAAAAGUAGUAUGGUAAAUACUCUGAAAAACUACACGGAGGGCAGAAUUAAUUAGCUCACCACUGGGCUAAAAUUGUACUGGAAGAAGGCUGGGUGAAUUUAAAGGCAAACUGGAACAGAAGACACUUUCAGAUGUGUAACCUUACAUUUGAAAGGAAGUUGAUGAUGUACAGUCUCACUUCUGGCAGGUCUGGUUGGCAUUGUGUUUAUGUGAUUAUACACAGAUUUGAGAGAGCUGUUCCUAAAAUAAAACUAAUCUCUCUAAAUGCAAGCAGGAUAGCCAGAACUUCAGAUGUUGGCAUAUUGCCUUUACAGAGUAAUUUUACUGAGAACAAAGUAAGCCCUCAGUAGUUUUGGCUCUGAGUAAGCAAUAUUGAUCUCCCUUGUUUCUCCCUCUCCUGUCAGAUGAAUCACAGUGGGUGAUGUGCAGAAUACAAAACCUGGCCAGUGAUUCUUUCGGGGGGGGGGGGGAACUAAGAGCAUACCAAAAUAUGAAGCAAUGUUGAUUUUCCAGACGUAAUAGAAAGCUAUCUAGUCAACUAUGCCACCCCUGUCCCCCCAAAAUAGCAGUUUUAUCCUAAGGUAGCUCAGUGGGAUGGUUGCAAAAGGAUAAGGCACAGUAAGUUCUCCUCCUUGACUUUAAAGAACCACUGCAGCUGGGAUGCAGAGGACAGCAGUUGCCUAGAGCUUAAUGUUUUAGGUAAGAUACUGCUCCUAAAUCCCAUUUCUGUACAUCCAGUCCCACACCUGUAUUCUAGAGUAAUGUGAAGUCCAUUUAAAAAGAGUUAUGCCCUGAAAGGGAGGCAGUCCUGCAAGUGUUUUUUGUCAUUGUUAUUAUUUUUCCUGUUGCUCUUGCUGAAGUACAGCUGAUGGAAUGAAUGUAUUUAAUCUGCCGUUUUACAGGGGAGGGAGCUGGGGCAGCCCAGUGCUGUUACCAUGUCUGUGGUUCUGUCUGCAGCAGGCGGGCAUAAACAGUCUCUCAAAACUGCAAAAUGCAGAUGAGAAAGCUGCUCAUUUCUGUCCUCCACCAGGUGCCCAGGGCACAGCUGGUUUUAUUUUGAGCUGGGACAGACUGGAGUGAUAUAAAAAGGGAAGUUUGUAUAAGCAGAUUGCACAGCAGUAACUCUCAUCAGGAGGUUGUUCUUGAGAGACCCCGUGAACUCCAUGUCAGAGCAGACUUGUUUUUCAAAUGCAGUAUUUUUAUUAUUUUUUUUUUCCGGUGGAUUGCAGUCCAUUAGCGAGUGCUCACGUGCUGCCUGAAGAAAUCAGAAAAUCGCAAUAACGAUUCAGAUAAUCAUUUGAUUUAUCUGGUCCUGUUUAUUUUCAGUUUGUUCCUCCAUAAUUCUUACUAUUGCAAAACAUUUGUUUUCAAGCACUGAUUGUUGUUUUGGUAGGGUGUGAAAAUAGUUAUUAGGUCUUAGGCUUCUCUUGUGCCGGCACUGGAAGACGAGCAGAGAGCCUGACGCUGUGUCUCCUCACAGCUGGGUUGCUGUGGAUGAAACCAUUGUUAGGAAACCCCAAAGUACCCUCCCAGCACCACCUUGGAUGCUGCUUCACGGGAGAGAAUAAAUGGGAUAAAAGAAGUUUUUCUUUUUUCUUAACAUAGAAAGAAGUGUAGGAAGGCCUGUGCUAAAAACACCGUGCCAGUCAGCACUGUUUGGAGCCCAGCAGACAAGUCUCUAAAAGGUGAUUCCCUGCCAGCCCUGGUUCGGUUCGGUUCGGUUCUGCCUGCUGGCAGUCAGCCAGAGUGACACUGGGGGUAGUUGGUGUUCUGUGGCACCAUCCGUGGGCUCUCUCUGCUGACAAGUUCAAAAUGUGUUUGACAGAAAAUCAUGUUAAUAGGCCAUGCAGUUGAUCAGAAAAUGGUUAAUUAAUACACCUGGAUUUACAUCAGAGGAAAUACAAUGGCAGAAUGUAUAAGGUGAUACGGAAUGAAAAAAAAUAGCCCCCCAAAAAACCCACAAACUGAAAGCUGCUGCACGCAGAAGUGAGAAUGCAGCAAUUAAAAUGUAUUGAGAAUAAAGAUGGUUCUCUGCCAGGGUUGCACACAAAAACAUCUGUACGUUUCUAUGUUUAAUUGUUGAUAAACUCAUUGUUACAACUGAAAUGAUGUAAAUUUGAGUGGUUUAUGCUCUUGAAGUCUCAUUACCUGAAGAGCAUCUGCCCAUUCACAAGGAGCAGUGGUUUCAUCAAUGCCCCCUGGUGAGUCGCCUUCCUCGCAGAUUCUGUUGUAUUUUAUGUAUGGUUCUCUGAAGCUUUUCAUCAAUUAUGUCUCUUGCAGGAGGGAUAUUUUUUUGUUUGUUUGGGGGGUUUUUUGGUGUUGUUGUUUUUUUUUUAAGUUGCUCUCAUCAGAUUUUGAAAAGCAAGAUUUCAAUUGACUGUGCUAAUUGGGAAAUUAAAAACUUUGUUCUCCCUCCUCCACCCCCCAGCAGCAAAAAUAAGAUGCAUCUUCUUGCAGUAAAAAUACAACAAUCACUGUGGUACUGUUCAUUAUGCACUUGUUUUGCAGACAAUGUAAUUGGUUUUUUUCUGACACUGCCAUAAAGUGCUUUUAACUUUUUUCACCUGUUUGUACAAGGUAAUACAGAUACCGAUCACUGUGUGUGACAGGAUUCAACUGCUCCACUUUGCCUUGACAUAAAAUUUUGGGACCAAAGGUACUUAAAACUGGGAUUUCCAAAUUGUGAGAUCAGAGUUGGGUGCAUUCCCUUGAUAGUCGGCUGGAGAUUUUGUUGUGAUCUGUUUCAGUCACACAAAAUGGUUACACAUCUAGGGUACUCUGUUGUUUGGGGAAAAUGGAGCCAUAUGAAAUAAAGGGUUAUUUUUCAAAACUGCAUAUUUGAUAGUUUUUACACAUUUUUUAAGAAAAGAGCAAUUGGAAGAGCAAAACUGAAACCAUACUCUGGUUUAAAAUGUCUGCAUACAUUAUGAACACUUCUGAGCAGCUUUUUUUUUUUCUGUAAAAACCAUAGACUACCUGGCUGUGAUAAAAAGAAAUCUUUAAAAGGAUUCUAUGCAUUUUAUUUUAUCAUUGGAUAAUGGAGUAAUUACACUCUGAACAACUGUCCUAUUGAAGUGAGUUACUUCCUUAAAGUUACUCUACAAUGGUGUUCAUUUUGUGUGAUAAAAAUGAGUUUUCUUGAUACCAGUUACUUUCACCUCCAGUUUUCUCCUCCCUUCCUGUUACCUGCAUUUUUGUUUUGUAUGAUAAAAUGGAUGCAGAAGCCUGUAGUGACUCUCAGUGAUUUUUGCAAAGAUCUGGUCAUGUUUGGAAUUAUUUUACUGAAUUUAUUUCAUUGAAUUUUUUUAUCAAAGCUUUCCAGCAGCCAAGAUGUCUUUCAGAAAUGUAGACAGAUACCAGAAGCAGCAUUUCUCUACAAAGAUUAUUAGGUGUCUUGUCCCAUUUUUUUUGUGUGUGUGGCAAAAAUAAAAGUUGAUUUUUUUUCAAAAUUA